This is a messenger RNA of Triticum turgidum subsp. durum (durum wheat), 687 nucleotides long. The record is from the annotation of a GenBank genome assembly. Lineage: Eukaryota; Viridiplantae; Streptophyta; Magnoliopsida; Poales; Poaceae.
AUGUCGCAACAGACGUGCUCGUGUGCCGACCGCAAUUGCUUCCAUGGCGGUUGUGCUUGUUUCACAAAUGAAGGGGUCUGCUCUAAGGACUGCAAGUGCCGUGCUAAGUGCAAGAACAUCUUGGGAAAUGAGAAGACGAUCACAAAGCAAUUCGCUGAAUACAACCAAGCUGCCGCUGCCCAGCCUGCUUCUGACCAAGCUGCCGCUCAACCUCAACCUAAGCCAUUGCCAGAACUAGAACCAGGGUCUGCGCGACAGCCGUGCCACUGUGCCUCGUCCAAGUGCCAAAACUUCUACUGCAGAUGUGUCAGGGCUAACUUGCCUUGUUUUGAGCGCUGCGACUGCAAGGACUGCGGUAACACCAAGACCCAUGAGGAGAAGCUCCAGGAUCUAGGGAUCAAGGUUGAGGAUCUUGCUUCAGGUUCGACCGUGAUGACUCGUGGGAAGGCGCAGGCUGCCAAGGAGUCUGCCGUUGGGUGUAAAUGCCAAACCGAAUGCGCCAGUCGCUGCGGUUGCGUGAGGCGUAACAUCAAGUGCACCUCCAAAUGCAAGUGCCAAGUGUGCGGCAAUGACGACGGGAGCAGAUUUCCAGCCAAUAAGUCCAAGGCUGGAUCUGGAGGUCAAGGAGGUACCAGAAGCAGCAGCAGGGCCGUCGAACCGGCGGGCAAACGGCCAAAACACGGGUGA